Messenger RNA from Suillus clintonianus, 878 nucleotides. RefSeq names its product Snf7 family. Gene Ontology annotation, cellular component: ESCRT III complex; multivesicular body. The transcript has 5 exons. The record is from RefSeq and is a predicted model, not a curated record. Gene Ontology annotation, biological process: endosome transport via multivesicular body sorting pathway; protein transport; late endosome to vacuole transport. Bases 87 to 698 code for a protein of 203 amino acids. NCBI's taxonomy places the organism in Eukaryota, Fungi, Basidiomycota, Agaricomycetes, Boletales, Suillaceae.
AGCCAUACCAUCUUCCCACUUUGACUAUCUUCAUUUCUGAACAAUCUGCCCCAUUAUCGACGCUGCAUCCUUUUGACUGAUUCAACAUGAGCAACAUGGAAAAGACGCUAUUUCAGCUGAAGUUUACUGCCAAGACACUUAAUCGUCAAGCAAAGAAAGCACAAAAGGAUGAGAACACAGAAAAGGCUCGUCUCAAGAAGGCGUUGCAGCAGAGAAAUACUGAUGGCGCACGGAUCUAUGCUUCCAAUGCAAUUCGCAAGAAGUCCGAGGCUCUGAACUUGUUGCGACUAUCUAGCCGGUUAGACGCUGUCGCAAGUCGAGUGGAGACUGCCGUCACAAUGAGACAGGUUACUGGGAACAUGACCUCCGUGGUCAAGGGAAUGGAUAAAGCAAUGGAUAGCAUGAAUCUUGAACGGAUUUCGCUUGUGAUGGACAAGUUCGAAUCACAAUUCUCCGACCUGGACGUUCAGACGUCUUACAUGGAGGACGCAAUAUCAAGCACAACUGCUGUAUCGACUCCGCAAGAUCAAGUAGACAGUCUCAUGCGGCAGAUGGCGGAAGAAGCCAACAUAGAAUUGCAGCAUGAUCUAGCGUCGAAAGACCUAUCUGGUGUUCCAUCUCUGGCUGCAAAGGAGAGCAUUGGGGAGGAAGACGAUAAACUAGCAGAAAGACUGAGAGCUCUGAGACCGGCGGCAUGAUGCUUUAAUUUGCUCACUGCAACUAGAUGACCAUAAUAGGUGUUCAGUUUCGUGAUUUCUGUAUAUCGUAUGGAUUGUACAUCAUUUCAUUACCGCACUCAUUACUCUUAUUGUUCACUGCACCGCAGCUCUGUACAUCAUGGCGGUUGUUUGGAUGCAAAGCUUUUGCCAAACAAACUC